GGGCGGUGCUAGCGCCAUGUCGGGCUUCAGCCCGGAGCUGAUCGAGUACCUGGAGGGGAAGAUCUCCUUCGAGGAGUUCGAGCGGCGGCGAGAGGAACGCAAGAGCCGCGAGAAGGCCAGAGCAGUGAGCAGAAGCAGGUUUUGAUCUAAAAUCAGUCCCACGUAUGCUACUGCUGCUCCCUUGCCAUCUUGUGUGCGGGAUCUAAGGAAGAGAUCCAGUUCAGCUGUCUGGUAAUCACUGUGGCUUCUUGGCGGCAAUAAAUACAGGGAGACACGGCUUUGUGUCCAAAAGAUGGUGAAAAUGCUGAGGAAGCCACUGAAGAUGUAGAGGCUCCGUCUUCAUCCAGAAAAGCAUCCGGGAAAUCCCAAAGUCAGGAUGAAACCGAUGGAGAAACUUCAGAUGGCGUCAGUAAAUCUGUUCAUCGGGUCUUUGCAUCCAUGCUUGGGGAAAAUGAUGAUGAGGACGAGGAUGAAGAGGAAGAGGAAGAAGAGGAAGAAGAAACCACUGAGCAACCCACAGCUGGAGAUGUUUUUGUAUUGGAGAUGGUACUUAAUCGAGAGACCAAGAAAAUGAUGAAAGAGAAAAGACCUCGCAGCAAGCUUCCUCGUGCUUUGAGAGGUCUGAUGGGAGAGGCCAAUAUCAGGUUUGCUCGAGGAGAGCGUGAGGAGGCUAUUCUAAUGUGCAUGGAAAUCAUUCGACAAGCUCCUCUUGCUCAUGAGCCGUUUUCCACUCUUGCCAUGAUCUAUGAAGACCAGGGUGAUAUGGAGAAGUCAUUACAGUUUGAACUGAUUGCAGCUCACUUAAAUCCAAGUGAUACUGAGGAAUGGGUUAGACUAGCAGAAAUGUCACUGGAACAGGACAAUAUCAAACAGGCUGUUUUUUGCUACACAAAAGCUCUGAAAUACGAUGCAACCAAUGUGCGGUACCUGUGGGAGAGGUCGAGCCUGUAUGAGCAGCUGGGGGAACAUAAGUUGGCCAUGGAUGGCUACAGGCGUAUUUUGAACCUCCUGUCUCCCUCCGAUGGAGAGCGCUUUAUGCAGUUGGCCAGAGACAUGGCAAAGAGUUAUUAUGAAGCAAAUGAUGUAACCUCUGCUAUUGAGAUAAUAGAAGAAGCCUUUGCUAAACACCAGAGCCUUGUCUCCAUGGAAGAUGUUAACAUCGCAGCUGAACUGUGUAUUUCUUCCAAACAGUAUGACAAAGCAUUGGCGGUUAUUACAGAUUUUGCAGGAAUUGUACUUGAAAAGAAAGUAUCGGAAAAAAGUCCGACAGAGGAGAGAAAAGAAGAUGCAGGGGCAGUGGGAGAAACUCAGGAAAACCAGGAGGCAGUGGCUGACGACCAGAGUCAUCCAGUUGCAGAAUCCAGUGCUGCAGCUGUGGAGAAGGUCAGCUGCUGCAUCCCUGAGGGCGUCCCCAUAGACAUCACAGUCAAGCUGAUGGUGUGCUUGGUUCACUUGAACAUCCUAGAGCCACUCAAUCCUCUUCUGACCACUCUGGUGGAACAAAAUCCAGAAGAAAUGGGUGACUUGUAUUUGGACGUCGCAGAGGCGUUUCUGGAUGUUGGGGAAUACAACUCGGCACUGCCUCUCUUGAGUUCCCUUGUCUGUUCGGAACGGUACAACUUGGCUGUUGUCUGGCUUCGGCACGCAGAGUGCUUGAAGGCCUUGGGACACAUGGAGCGUGCCGCAGAGAGCUAUGCCAAAGUUGUUGAUCUAGCUCCGUUGCAUCUGGAUGCGAGAAUCUCACUUUCAACACUUCAGCAGCAGCUGGGCCGGCCUGAGAAAGCUCUGGAGGCUCUGGAGCCCAUGUAUGAUCCAGACACGCUGGCUCAGGAUGCCAACGCCGCCCAGCAGGAAUUAAAGCUGCUCCUCCAUCGUUCGACGCUGCUGUAUUCCCAAGGCAAAAUGUAUGGUUACAUAGACACGUUACUUACGAUGCUGGCAAUGCUGCUGAAGGUAGCAAUGAGCAGAGCUCAGGUGUGUUUGAUAUCUAGUUCCAAAUCUGGAGAGAGGCACCUCUAUCUUAUUAAGGUGUCAAGGGAUAAAAUUUCUGACAAUGACGACCAAGAGACAGCAAAUUGCGAUGCGAAAGCAAUUUUUGCUGUUCUCACAAGUGUCCUGACAAAAGAUGACUGGUGGAACCUCCUCCUGAAAGCUAUAUAUUCCUUGUGUGACCUCUCCCGGUACAAGGAGGCAGAGCUACUAGUGGAUUCCUCGUUGGAAUAUUACUCAUUUUACGAUGACAGACAAAAGCGCAAGGAGCUGGAAUACUUUGGGCUCUCUGCUGCGAUUCUGGACAAGAACUUCAGAAAAGCGUACAACUAUAUCAGAAUCAUGGUAAUGGAAAAUGUCAAUAAACCUCAGCUAUGGAACAUCUUCAAUCAAGUCACUAUGCAAUCUCAGGAUGUCCGUCACCAUCGCUUUUGUCUCCGCUUGAUGCUGAAAAAUCCCGAUAAUCACGCCCUGUGUGUCCUAAACGGGCAUAACGCGUUUGUAUCUGGCAGUUUCAAACAUGCUCUUGGACAGUAUGUGCAAGCCUUUCGUGCAAACCCAGAUGAACCUCUGUACAGCCUUUGUAUUGGCUUGACGUUCAUCCACAUGGCUUCUCAGAAAUACGUGUUGAAGAGGCACGCUCUUCUCGUGCAGGGAUUCUCCUUCCUUCACCGGUACUUGGACCUGCGUGGACCCUGUCAAGAGUCUUUCUACAACCUUGGCCGUGGCCUUCACCAGCUGGGAUUGCUGCACCUGGCCAUCCAUUACUACCAAAAAGCACUUGAACUUCCUCCUCUCACCUUAGAGGGAAUAGAAACCGAUCAGACAGACUUGAGAAGAGAUACUGCCUUUAACUUGUCGCUUAUUUAUCAGAGCAGUGGAAAUACCAGAAUGGCUCAAAAGAUGCUUUAUACCUAUGCGGUCGUGUGAUGAGGUUUGUGGCAGGUGGGAUCGAUACUCUGUGUAUUAACCUUAGCAUUAUGCGAUGCUGGGGAAGCUUUUUUCUAGGUAGAGCUUUCCCCGAGGGCGGUCAGAGACAUGGCUGAUGCUGUAUGCAGCUUUAUGGACUGUUUCUGGCUCUGCCACUGGGCCGUAUCGCAUACGGAUGGAAACUGCGCCGCGCUGACGUGCUCAAGCGUGGCUGUUAGUAGCGCCUCUCCUCUGAUGCCUUGCUCUCUGAUCGGACCUUCAGGCUGGCACAUAGAAUCCACCAGUGAAAACAGAAGCCGUAUUCACUGGUGAUGGGGGUUUUGUCAUGUGCAGCAUUAAAUUACUACAAUGUAGAAGAAAUAGGCACAUACUGAUCCCUAGAGGAGGGAGAACUUGGUGUUUUGAGAUAUUUAAAGUGUUCAGAAUUUUCUAGGAGUUUGUAUUCCUAGCAGCUGGUCUGUUUGAAGGAGAUUGAUUCCUGUUUUACUGAAAUCAAUGUGACCUUUGUUCUUCUGGACUUGUUAAUAAAAAUUCUGAGGUUAA
This is a messenger RNA of Falco peregrinus (peregrine falcon), 3462 nucleotides long. RefSeq names its product general transcription factor IIIC subunit 3 (gene GTF3C3). Gene Ontology annotation, cellular component: transcription factor TFIIIC complex. Lineage: Eukaryota; Metazoa; Chordata; Aves; Falconiformes; Falconidae. Gene Ontology annotation, molecular function: protein binding. The transcript is spliced from 20 exons. The record is from RefSeq and is a predicted model, not a curated record. Gene Ontology annotation, biological process: transcription by RNA polymerase III. The coding region runs from base 439 to 2919 and encodes 826 amino acids.